AUGCGUUCUUCUAUUUUGUCUCUUUGCGCAUUGAGCGCUUCUUUAAUCAGCGCCACUCCUGUUGCGCUUGGGUGCUACGAUGAGUCCGCCUUCGCACCCGAGGACAUCAUCCAGCGUGAUGUUCUCAUCGUCGGUGGUGGAGCAACCGGCACUUACGCCGCCGUUCGUCUCCGGGACCAGAACAAGACCGUCGCCGUUGUCGAGCGCGCUGACAAGCUCGGUGGACACGUGAACACCUUCCACGACCCUGCCACCGGCGCGUCCAUCGACUAUGGUGUUCAGGCCUACAUCCAGAACGACCAGACCUUGCAGUUCUUCGAGCGCUUCGGUGUCGCUCUGAACGCUUCUGCUUUGUCCCCCUUCCCCAGCAAGAUCGUCGACUUCAAGACUGGCUUCGCCAUCCCGAACGCGACUGCUGUUGACCCCAACCAGUUGGUUGGACCUCUUGCCAGCUACCUGUUUGCGACCAUGAACUUCGCCUUCCUUGCUGAGGGCGCCUACGAUAUCCCCGACUCUGUUCCUGAGGACCUGCUGUUGCCCUUCGGCCAGUUUAUCAACAAGUACAACCUGACCGAGUCUGUCCAGGUUGUCUGGAUCUUCGCCCACGGUGUCGGAAACCUCCUCGAGACCCCUACCCUCUACGUCCUUCAGAACUUCGGCCAGCCCCAUCUUCUUGGCCUCUCUGCCGGUUACCUCUACGCCCCCGGCGGAAACCAGCAGGUCUACGACAAGGCGGGAGAAUUCCUUGGAGGCGAUGUUCUCUACUCUAGCACCGUUGUUGCUUCCCAGCGUUCCGAUGACGGCGUCAAGGCCGUCGUUAAGACCGCCACCGGCCGCAAGCUGAUCAAGGCCAAGAAGCUUCUCGUCACUAUCCCUCCCACGACCCAGAACCUCAAGCCCUUCGACCUCGACGAGGAGGAGACUUCCAUCUUCAGCCAGUGGGAGAACGUUCCCUACUACGUUGGUGUUGUGUCCAAGACCGGCCUCCCCGAUCUGACCAACUACGUCAACGUCGAUGUCACCGCCCCCGAUGCCCUUCCCCAGAAGCCCUUCGUCUGGCGCCUCGAGACCGUUGGCGUUCCGGGAUACCAGACCGUCAAGGUCAUUGGCGAGCCUGAUUCCGCCACUGCUCAGGGUCUGGUUACUGGUGCCGUCAGCCGCAUCGGCCCCUCUGUCGGUGCCACUGCCACCAGCGGCGCGGAGUUCAGCGCAUGGGAGGAGCACUCCAACCUGCAGCUCCACGUCUCCACGGAUGCCAUCAAGGCCGGCUUCUACAAGAAGCUCUAUGCUCUGCAGGGAAAGAGAAGCACCUACUACACCGGCAAUGCCUGGUGCUCUGACUACUCCCCUCUUCUGUGGGCUUUCACCGACAAGAGAAUCCUGCCUUCUCUUUAA
This is a messenger RNA of Colletotrichum siamense, 1395 nucleotides long. RefSeq names its product Beta-cyclopiazonate dehydrogenase (gene cpaO-1). Lineage: Eukaryota; Fungi; Ascomycota; Sordariomycetes; Glomerellales; Glomerellaceae. Gene Ontology annotation, molecular function: oxidoreductase activity. The transcript has a single exon. The coding region runs from base 1 to 1395 and encodes 464 amino acids. The record is from RefSeq and is a predicted model, not a curated record.